UCCAAGCGUCAAAUGCGUAUUUAUAAAUAGUGUGGCGUACGAGUUCAUCGCAAGCCGAAGUUACUUUUCGGUAAUUAAACGUCAAAAUGGUUGAUAUGAAAAGUACUGUGAGUUUUGCAUGUCAGCGAUGUUUACAACCUCUCAGACUAGAUCCAAGUUUUUAUCAUCUCGGAGAACACACACUCGCAGAACUUUCACUUCCCAUCCAACAACAAGUGGUAGGUGAAAUAGAACCCCAGUGUGGAAGCAUGGAACACUUAAUGCCACCAUUUAAAUUAACUGAAUCUGCGAAUGGAAAUAAUGGAUUCAUGUUAGUUGGUGACUCUGGUGAAACAGAAAAUCUAAGCCAUCAUUUAAAGGUACGAGCAACAUUGUUUGACAUUCUUAGUAGUAGUAGCUCUGCUGAUCACCCACUCUGUGAUGAAUGUACGGAUAGUCUUUUAUUAUUAAUGGAUCAACAAUUAAGAAUGACUGAAGGAGAAUGGUCAGAUUACAACGAGUACAUAAAAAAAUUAGAAGUAGAACAACAACACCAGGGUCAUGAAGACAUAGAAAUGGAAACACUCACAAAAGAAUUGCAAGAUGUAAAAUCUGAAGAGGAAAGAAUGAUAAGUGAAUUAGAAGCAUUAAGAAAGGAAGAAAUUGCAACUAGAAAUGCUAUAGCUCAACAGGAGAGGGAAAGGGAAAGGUUACAAAGCGAAGAGGAAAGGUAUUGGAAAGAAUAUUCAAAACACAAAAGAGAUCUUAUAUUAGCAGAAGAUGAAUAUCAUAGUUUGGAGUGUCAAUUAGCAUAUGCUGCAUCACAACUAGAGAGACUGAAGAAAACAAACGUUUUUAAUACUACAUUUCAUAUCUGGCACUCAGGGCAUUUUGGAACUAUAAAUUCUUUUCGAUUAGGCAGACUGCCAAGUGCACCAGUAGAUUGGAGUGAAAUAAAUGCUGCUUGGGGACAAACCACUUUAUUAUUAACAGCACUUGCUAGAAAAAUGAACCUCACAUUCAAACGUUUUCGUCUAGUACCAUUUGGUAAUCACAGUUAUAUCGAAGCUCUAGACCAACACAGAGAACUUCCUUUAUACGGAAGUGGAGGAUUUAAAUUUUUAUGGGACACAAAGUUUGAUGCAGCAAUGGUAGCAUUUCUUGAUUGCUUGCAACAAUUUAAAGAACAGGUAGAAAAAGGAGACAGUGGUUUUUGCCUUCCAUAUCGAAUGGAUCGUGGAAAAAUAGAAGAUUCUGCAACAGGCAACUCUUAUUCCAUCAAAAUUCAAUUUAAUUCAGAGGAACAAUGGACCAAGGCAUUGAAAUUUCUAUUAACCAACUUAAAAUGGGGUCUUGCUUGGGUUAGUUCCCAGUUCACAAAAGAUGAGGCUGAGCAUUAAUUUCA
Messenger RNA from Eufriesea mexicana, 1384 nucleotides. It is a transcript of the gene Atg6, whose product is annotated as Beclin-1-like Atg6. The transcript is spliced from 5 exons. Gene Ontology annotation, biological process: mitophagy; late endosome to vacuole transport; autophagosome assembly. The record is from RefSeq and is a predicted model, not a curated record. Lineage: Eukaryota; Metazoa; Arthropoda; Insecta; Hymenoptera; Apidae. Gene Ontology annotation, cellular component: phagophore assembly site; phosphatidylinositol 3-kinase complex, class III, type I; phosphatidylinositol 3-kinase complex, class III, type II. Gene Ontology annotation, molecular function: phosphatidylinositol 3-kinase binding; protein-macromolecule adaptor activity. Bases 87 to 1379 code for a protein of 430 amino acids.